AUGCUCGACCUCCUCCGCACGUAUGCAGGGUGCCCCGCUUCUGGCCUCCAAUGCCUAUAUCUUCCAAACAAAACGCUUCUACUCUACCCCUCCGCAGACACCGUUGUCGUUCUCGAUGCCCGUAAACUUCUCCUCAUCCGCGCUCUUGCUUUCUGGCAAGUCUUCCCGGGCUCGCGCCACGUGAGCGACAGCAUAAAGUGCCUGUCUGUCGACUCUUCAAUGAAGCUCAUAGUGGCUUCCAUGGGCACACGUGUUGCUGCCUGGUCUCUCUCGGGAGUGCAGCAGGACGUUUGGCGCGUCCAUUCCUCCCUCACCCUUCCAGGAGGGCAUGACGUGAGUAGUUUGGACUGCAAAUCUGGUUUGCUCGCCGUCGCUAGUCAUAAUUCUCUCUCCGUUUACACGUUGAUCCUGGAAAAUGACCUCCCAACAUGGUUGAAGAAGUGGACCUGCGCCAUCGCGACGCCCUCACGCGUCCGGUUCUCACCAUCCUUGAUGUACAUGGCCACAACGUGCCAACACGAUAAUGUAGUGCGCAUAUAUUUAACUACCUCCGGCCGCCAGACCCAGGCCAUCCCUCAUCCGAGACCGGUCAUCAAUAUCACUUGGCGCCAGUCCCAGGCCUCCAGUCGGGACGAUCUCAUCCUAUACACCAUUACUUCUGACUCGACUCUGCGGAUAUUCCUUCCCAUCUUAGAUUCGCCGCAGCACGUACAGCUGCAUGCGACAUUAGAUCUCUUCUCGUCUCUCCCUCCUACAGUCCUUUCGCAAGCAUCUUCCAAUUCUGCAGAUUCCAGUGUAUUUUGGUUAGACAGAGAAAUUAUCGGAGACGCGCUCACCCACGCUGUACGCGAUGUGCCUGAUGCAGAGGAUGCAAAAAGUCGGAGAGCAAGAGACAUCAAGGAAGCGGGUUGGGACCUAUUUCUUCGAGUUUUCUCUGACGGCUCUUUGGUCAUUCGAGCUGUUGCAAAUAUAGAUCGCCGGCCCCCGACCCUUCUCAAACAAUUCACAUUACUUCAGACGUGGCCCACGACCUUUCCUUCGCCCCCUUCCCACCUUUACAUCCUCCCAAACCCUGGCGAGCCUACCCUGACCCUCGUGUCCUCAUCUCCCCUCGCUACUUACUCCCUCAAUCCGCUGAACUUUUUUGAUGCGCGUUCGGAUGGUUUAGAGCUAUGCGCACAAGGCCUAGAGCGCGUCCAGGAAGAGGACUCGCAUGUUCGUCGCUUUGUGCGCACGCCGGAUGGGCAGGGCGUCGCCGUCGUGCGCGAGGACGGCGGCGAGGUGUGGACCGUGCACGAGCAGGGGUCAAAGCUUGUGCGUGAACUUCGGUGGGCAGCCGCAGACCAUGUCGUCGUAUUAAACAGAGGUCGCACUAUUGCCACCUUCUCCAACGUUGAUCAUAUUCUCACUCUUCACACCACGCCCACCACGACUCUCGCUCUUCCUUCUAUCACGUCGUUGUUCUCUCUCCCCCCCUCGUCCGGCGAGCAUGAGUGCAUCUUCGGUGUCACGUCGGACACUACGCCGUCCAUCCUCCACAUUCAUGCCACGCUCGAACCGGCACCGUCUCUGCACCUCUUAUCGAAUACCACGCUGCCCUUGCCCUCGCCGCCUGCGUUCAUCCUGCCCGUCGAUCCGAUGGCGUGGAGCGGCAACGAGGGUGCAAACGGCGCGCACGAUGUGCUGUUGAGCGUGGGCCAAGAUGGGCAGCUGAUGUUCUGGCUCCCCGACGAAAAUCCUGGAAGGGGGUGGAGGAGCACAGGUCACGUAAAGACGGGGCGCGCGGGUAUCACGCUUGCCCGGUGUAGUUCCGCGAAGAAGUCUGCCCUCGUUGUCCCGACCGUGGAUGGCGAGGAGCUGACGAUCUGGGAUUCGAAAGAGUCCGAGUUCUCGUCCGGGCUGGAAUACAAGAUAUUCCUCUCGUCGUCGGACCCGGUCAAUGACCUGGACUGGAGCGCGACGCCUGACAGCCAGUCGAUUCUUGCCGUCGGCUUCGCGCACCGCGUCGAGCUUCUCUGCCAACAGAGGAUGACAUAUUUCGACGAAGACCCUGGCUGGGGCGUGAUCCGGACGAUCGACAUCGAGAGUUUGUUGCCGCAUCCGAUUAGUGAUUCGAUCUGGCUGGCGCACGGCUCGCUGCUCGUGGGCUCUGGCCAUCAAAUGGUCCUCUUCGGUCGAUCGCCACAACCGCGACCCAUCGAAAAUGAGGAGCCUCCAGAUAGCCUCUUCGAACACGUCGCACGGUUGAAUGGUCCUCUAGGAGACUGUCAUCCUCAGAUGCUUCUCCAGUGCUUGCUGUGGGACAAAGUGGAGUUGGUCAAGGAGGUCAUCGUCAACCUCGCGCAAGAUCUCAAGAAAGUCCGAGCGAUGGAGGCCGAGAGGUUCCAUUCCACCAGCGUUCCAAUUGACCAUUUUUUGAGGAUGGAUCAAAUCACCAGCAGCAAAAGGAAUCAUCGCCGUCAAUAUUCGUCUCUAUUUGCUAUUCCAGAUCAGAACGACGAACCGGACGAUGAGAGCUUCUCACGAUCACUGGUUGAGAAGCUGCUAGAAGAAUUAGAAGCAAAUCCUUUACCCCACCUCACGCCGAACGAGCACGCACACCUCCUUGUCCUUAUUCAAACGACGCUGGAAGUCGACGAGUCCCGCCGGGCCCUGGACGCGAACGGGUUGCGAUAUCUGAUAUCUAUGCGGUCCUUCUACAUACUCAAUAGACGUGCGUCUGCGCCGAGCAGCCCUGAAUCGAAAGGGGGCGUCGCGCGGCGCACCGGGCGUAGGGAGCGACUGCGGUUCAGAGAUAUGAUCUGGGCAUUUCAUAGCGAGAGCCAGGGCCUGCUUCUAUCCUCGUCCUCUGCAGCUUGCAAUAACAAAAUGACAUGGUCAGAUGCGAGGGCGCUAGGCGUGUUCGUGUGGCUCAAUUCGCUGGAGAUCAUGAAAUCGCAUAUGGAAAUCAUUGCCCGGAAUGAGUAUAUGGCUGGAGACGCUCGUGAUCCUGUCGCCUGUUCGCUCUUCUAUUUUGCGCUCGGGAAGUCCAAGCUCGUACAUGGGUUGUGGAGGCAGGCUGCCUGGCACAAGGAGCAAUCGGUCAUGCUGAAGUUCCUGUCAAAUAAUUUCAGCGAACCCCGUUGGCAAACAGCUGCACUCAAGAACGCGUAUGCCUUGCUCAGCAAACGCAGAUUUGAAUACGCGGCCGCUUUCUUCCUGCUCGGGGGAAGCCUCAAGGAUGCUGUCAAUGUCUGCAUCAAACAGCUAGAUGAUUUUCAGUUGGCUAUUGCCUUGGCACGGAUCGUCGAACAAAGCGAUGACGGGCCGAUUCUCCAAGAUAUUUUGAACAAUACUGUAGUCCCCGUCGCUUUCAGGAAGGGUAAUCGCUGGCUUGCAAGUUGGGCGUUUUGGCUGCUUCAUCGCCGAGAUUUGUCUGUCAGGAUACUCGUGACACCCCUGCAAGACAUCGCGAGUUCUCUUGACGUUCGUAUCCUGGAUAUCGGAAGUCCACAUUAUGACGAUCCCAGUCUGGCUCUGCUGUUCUCUCAGCUCAAGUCAAAGACGCUGCAGACUGCCAAGGGCACGAGCGAAAUCUCAGGCCAGACCGAGUUCAAUUUCGUGCUGCAAAUAGCGAGGGUGUUCAUCCGGAUGGGGUGCCACGUUCUAGCAUUGGACCUGGUCCGCUCCUGGUCCUUCGACAGACCUUCGACGGUCGUGCGCGAGCGUCCGGACGCCCCUCCCAGUCCCACAUCUCCUCGUCGGCUGUUUGCCUUGGAACCCGCAUUGCGCCGGCGGUCCUCAAUCAUGAUCGACAUGGAUGUGUCGACCGCGCCUCCGACCCGAAGAGCCUCUCCCGAGCGUCGCGCCUUGGACGACGUCCCAGAAGUCGCUCCGAAGGCGCCCAUUAAAGAGGAAAGCGACCUGUUUGCGCGGAAGGCGGGGCUGGGCAGCUUGAUGAAGUCUGCGAAGGAACAUGUCCAAGUACCGGAGUUCGACGCGAGCGCAUUCUUCUGA
Messenger RNA from Heterobasidion irregulare TC 32-1, 3996 nucleotides. RefSeq lists its product as uncharacterized. The transcript is spliced from 19 exons. Gene Ontology annotation, biological process: vacuolar acidification. Lineage: Eukaryota; Fungi; Basidiomycota; Agaricomycetes; Russulales; Bondarzewiaceae. Gene Ontology annotation, molecular function: protein binding. Gene Ontology annotation, cellular component: RAVE complex. The record is from RefSeq and is a predicted model, not a curated record. Bases 1 to 3996 code for a protein of 1331 amino acids.